This is a messenger RNA of Mucor velutinosus, 819 nucleotides long. RefSeq lists its product as uncharacterized. Gene Ontology annotation, molecular function: oxidoreductase activity, acting on the CH-CH group of donors, NAD or NADP as acceptor. The coding region runs from base 1 to 819 and encodes 272 amino acids. The transcript has 2 exons. The record is from RefSeq and is a predicted model, not a curated record. Lineage: Eukaryota; Fungi; Mucoromycota; Mucoromycetes; Mucorales; Mucoraceae.
AUGGUUACGAACAAGCAACUCAUUUUCUCAAAGAUCCCUAAUGGCCGUCCUAUCAAUGGUGAGCACAUCCAAGUCAAAGAGACAGCUCUAGAUAUCGAUGCUGCAUUGCCCGAUGGCGAUUUUAUCCUAAAGACACUAGAAAUCGCUAACGCUGCUUUUGAUAUCAACAAACCCAUGACAGGCGACACUGUGUCUAUAGUUGUCAAGUCAAACAAUCCCAACUACAAGGUAGAUGACAUCGUUGUGGGUCGUAGUACAUUUGGUCUGCUGGAAAGUUAUGUGCAAGUCAGCGCAGACUAUGCAAAGGAAGCCUACGUGGUACGCAACGAGGCUAAAUCCAAUGCGCUUCCUUUAAGCAACUAUGUCGGUGCCCUCGGUAUGCCAGGGUUCACUGCUUGGUAUGGAUUAACUGAAAUCGGUCAACCCAAGAAGGGAGAGGUGUUGUGUGUCUCUUCGGCUGCAAGUCCAGUGGGUCAAAUGGUUGGUCAGCUAGGCAAGGCUUUUGGUUUGAAAGUCGUCGGUUCUGCUGGUAGUGAAGAAAAGAUUCAAUACCUCAAAUCUGUUGGCUUUGAUGCGGUUUUUAACUACAGGGAGGGCGAUAUCCUGGAGAAUCUAAAGGUCCACUGCCUUGACGGUAUCGAUAUCUAUUUCGAAAGCGUAGGCGGUAAAAUGCUAGAUGCUGUAUUAAAAGUGGCAAAUAAGUUUGCUCGCAUCAUUGCCUGUGGUAUGAGCUCGCAAUACAGCCUUUCAACACCUACACCUCUGUAUAACACCAUGUACAUCGUGACCAAGAGAAUCAAGUUUGAUGGUUUUUGGUAG